AUGUCUUUCCAGGACCCAAAGAAGACCUCGCAGCUCGAUGCGCCAAAGAUCCACAAGAUCCGCAUCACCCUCACUUCCCGCAAGGUCGCCUCGCUCGAGAAGGUCUGCGAGGAGCUGAUCCAGCGUGCCAAGAGCAAGGAACUGCGCGUCAAGGGCCCAGUCCGUCUCCCAACCAAGAACCUCAAGAUCAGCACCCGUAAGACUCCUUGCGGUGAGGGCUCCAAGACCUGGGACAUGUACGAGAUGAGAAUCCACAAGCGUCUGAUCGACUUGAACGCCCCAACCGAGGUCGUCAAGCAGAUCAUCAUCAACAUCGAGGCUGGUGUUGAGGUUGAGGUUACCAUUGCCGCAUAA
Molecule: messenger RNA, 354 nt
Organism: Fulvia fulva
Lineage: Eukaryota; Fungi; Ascomycota; Dothideomycetes; Mycosphaerellales; Mycosphaerellaceae
Product: 40S ribosomal protein S20
Exons: 2
Coding region: 1-354 (117 amino acids)
Biological process (GO): translation
Cellular component (GO): ribosome; cytosolic small ribosomal subunit
Molecular function (GO): structural constituent of ribosome
Source: RefSeq, a predicted model, not a curated record